Diplodia corticola is the source of this 1722-nucleotide messenger RNA. RefSeq names its product glycoside hydrolase family 43 protein. Gene Ontology annotation, biological process: carbohydrate metabolic process. Gene Ontology annotation, molecular function: hydrolase activity, hydrolyzing O-glycosyl compounds. Lineage: Eukaryota; Fungi; Ascomycota; Dothideomycetes; Botryosphaeriales; Botryosphaeriaceae. The transcript is spliced from 4 exons. The record is from RefSeq and is a predicted model, not a curated record. Bases 1 to 1722 code for a protein of 573 amino acids.
AUGGGCCUCUACAACAACCCCAUCCUCGCCGGCUUCAACCCGGACCCGUCCAUCGUCCGCGUCGGCCCGGACUACUUCCUCGUCACGUCGACGUUCGAGUACUUUCCGGGAGUCCCCAUCUACCACAGCCGCGACCUCGUGUCGUGGACGCUCGUCGGCCACGCCCUCACCCGCCGCUCGCAGCUGGACGUGCGCACGCCCGAGGCGGGCGGCGGCGUGUGGGCGCCCACGAUCCGGCACCGCGACGGCGUGUUUUACGUGGCCGCGGCGUGCUUCGAUCGGUACCGGCCGCAGGCGGAUGACCGCGUGUGGCCGAGGGGGUUUUGCGUGUGGACGAGGGAUGUGUGGGGAGAGGGGGGCUGGUCGGAGCCGGUGUGGUUCGAUCAGGUGGGGUUCGAUCAGGAUCUCUUCUGGGACACAUCAACCUCGCCCCCCACCGUCCUCCUCUCCACCACCUUCCGCAACACCGACAACACCUCCCCUCCCCAGCCCCUCACCACAACCACCACCACCACAACCACAACAAAAACCAAGAACUUCUCCAUCCACCUCUCCCCCACCUCCCUCCCCACCGGCCGCGCCCUCGCCCCUCCCGUCCUCGCCCGCUCCUCCCCCGUCGGCCCCCGCGUCGCCGAGGGCGCGCACCUCUUCCGGCGCGGCAGGUGGGUCUAUCUCUUCUCCGCGGAGGGCGGGACGGAGGGGGCGCACAGGGAGGUUGUUUGUCGGAUGGAUGUGAGCGGGGAUGGGGAUGGGGAUGGGGGCGGUGAGGGGGAUGGGGUGUUUGGGAGGUUGCUGAGGCGGGGGGAGGAGGCGUGGGAGGUUGGGCCUGUGGUUUUGGGAGAGGGGUUGGGGGAUGAUGGUGAUGGUGGGGAGGAAGGGGAGGUGGGGAGCUGUGGGCAUGCGGAUUUGGUGGAGGACGAGGGGGGGAGGUGGUGGGCGGUUUUUUUGGGGGUGAGGAGGGGGAGGAAGGGGAAGGGGAAAGGGGUGUCGGUGUUUGGGAGAGAAACGUUUCUCGUGCCGGUGACGUGGGUGGAUGACUGGCCGGUUUUCAAUGCCGACAGGAAGGUGGGGCUUGUGGGUGAGGCAGAGGGCCUGUAUCAGCUUGCGUCCUCGCCAGCGUGGCGGGAUGAUUUUGCUGCCGAGAAGAUGCAGCUGGGCUGGUAUCGCAAGAACACGCCGUUGAAGGAAGACUACUCACUCACGGAACGGCCUGGCUACCUGCGGUUGUAUGGUGGUCCGUACACGCUCUCCACGCCAGCUUGCCCGACUGUGUUUCUUCGCAAGCAGACGCAUGAUCCGGUGACGUGGGAGACGAGACUGUCUUUCCGACCGGACUCUUCAAAGACUGAAGCGGGCGCUGUUGUGUACUGGAAUCAGCACACUUACUCGAGUAUCGGAAUUCGGAAAGCACCAGAAGGCGGGCGGAUAAUCCGAGUCCGUCCUGCCGAGGGAGAGGCAAAAGACUUUCAGCUGAAAUCGUUGGACUCGGAUGUUGUGCUGACAAUCAAGUCGGAUGAUGGGUACGAGCUUGGAUUCAAGGAGUUCGGGCUUGAGCACGACGAGGUGGAGGUGAGGUGGGUGGGACGGGUGAGCAGCGAGAUCAUGACAAGAGAUCCUUCGGUUGGAGCGGCUUUUACGGGCAUGAUGCUUGGAGUAUACGCGUUUGGCGAGUUGGAACAAUGCUUUGCGCCGGCCGAUUUCGAAUAUGCGACAUCCUACUAG